Messenger RNA from Cyprinus carpio (common carp), 3171 nucleotides. RefSeq lists its product as uncharacterized. NCBI's taxonomy places the organism in Eukaryota, Metazoa, Chordata, Actinopteri, Cypriniformes, Cyprinidae. Gene Ontology annotation, molecular function: DNA binding. The record is from RefSeq and is a predicted model, not a curated record.
AAACGGUAGGUGGCGGUAUGUUUCUGUGGCGCUCAAUCCGCUAGUAUCUCAAAGAAGAAGAACAAAGAAAUCCUGAGAAUACUCCUGGCUUCGUGUACAGAUCGGCAAGUCGCUUUAAAUAAUUGUUCAUUUGAGCUUUGAGCUUCCUUUCAGUCAUGUAGUAUGACCCUACGAACGCCUUGAACAUUUAUGAUACAGAAAGAAAGAACAACGGAUUUUGUUCCCAUGAAUAUAAUGUUUGACCUAAAGUGUGAAAGCUCUCCAGGUGAAGAGGAAGAGACGGAGGGAGGAGAGGCCACUUUAACAGCACAAAUAUCCAGGAGUGCGAAUGUCUCAUCAGCGGAUUUAGACGAAUUGGAGCACAACCGGAACGAAUCUAGUACUAUAAAGCAAGCAUUAUGGGCAGUGAACUGUUUUAAAGCCUGGUUGCGUGAAAAACAGCUGACAGUCGACUUUAAAACCGUCGAGAAGUCGGAGCUAAACUCGGUGCUGCUCGAGUUUUAUGGCUCUAUUCGGACGAGCAAAGGAGAGUUGUACGGCAUCAGCAGCUACGUCGCACUUCGAACUGGGUUGAAUCGGUUCAUGAAUGAGCUUCCCCUCAACCGUGCGUGGAAUCUAAUUGAAGACACCGAAUUCAGGUCCGCCAAUAAUGUUUUCAAAGGCGUCGUUAAGCAGAUCCGACGCUCCGGUAGAGACACAACAACACAUUACCCCCCUAUUUCACCUGAGGACCAGCACCUACUGAAACAUUCUCCUGCACUGGACCCUGGCAACCCAAAAGGCUUAUUAAAUAAGGUCUGGUUUGACAUCCAGUUACAUUUUGGACUCAGGGGUAAAGAGGGAAACCGACACCUGCAGCCAGACUCGUUUACUCUGAACAGAGACCCAAACGGAUUCAAAUACUUCACGAUGACAUUAAACGAGGAUACGAAAAACAUGCAGGAAAGGGAGAAGAAAAACCGCAGGGCUAUGCAUGAAGAGCCGGGCAAUCCUCUGUGUCCAGUUGCUUCUCUGGAGAAAUAUCUGAGCAAAAUUCCAGCAGACGCAGAAGCGCUGUAUCUGCAGCCCAAAAGGAGGUACAUGGUCACCGAUGAGAUGUGGUAUACUGCAGUUCCUCUGGGAGUCAAUUAUCUGGCCCAAAUGCUGCCCAAAAUAUGCAAAGAGGCUGGCACCAGAACGACCUACACUAACCACAGUCUGAGGGUCACUGCAAUCCAAAGACUGACUGAAUCGAGGCAGACCAUGGCGAGAUGUGUGCAGAGUGUUCCAGUUGAGAUACACACUCAGUGGCAGCAGCAGGAAUCCGCUCCAUACUCCCCCAGCAGUGAACUUGACUCCAGCUCUGCCAGACAGGAGAGUCCCGUGACCAGCCACAGUUGGGUGAAACAGGAACCAGAGACUGAAUUCAUUCAAUUGGAAAAUAUGAACUCUAAGGCCACUGCUGAUGCUGAGAAGGACAACACUCUGGACAGUGCUGUCACUACGGUACCUUCGAUGGAGGGUUUACCCAGCAGUGUUAUGCUGACCAUCACCAAACUUCAGUGCCUACUGGAGAGCAAACAGGAGAGGAUUGAAGCUCUGGAGAGACAGGUGCAGGACCUACAGGAGGAUCGCAAGUUCCUCCGCUCACAGAUCAUGAACCUCACUGGCGCUCGCUUGGUUUCAGUGCCUGAAGCUAGCACAUCAGUGUUGUCUGAGUCCAGGUCACGGAGGAGGCGACGUAAGCGCUCGUCCAGCUCAUAUGUCAGUGAUGAUAGCAUCACUGAUGAAUCUUCAUCUGAAGAGUCCAGCAGAAUCAGAAAAAAGAGAUGCCACAAGAAGAAAGCGAAGAGAGCAGGGUGUGUUCCCCAUUCUGACUAGGUUGUGAUCAGCCUUUAUCAAAAAGAAGAGCAUAAGUAGGACUUUCUGCCCAAGUGCGUCAAUAAGGUUUAUAGGGCCCAGGAGAGUUUUUGAAGAAAAAGCCUCCAUAUGCCCAGGAUGACAGUAGACUGUGCCAUGAAGGACCUUAUUUGGGCCCUGCAUAUUAUGGCCUGGGACAGUGCUCCUGGCUGAACCUUCCCUGACAACGUCUCCAACACGGCCCUCAUCGCAGAACUGCACCAGAUUGCUAACAAAUCUGUUCGGGUCUGAUCAGGACUUGUGAGGAAUCAUACAUCCACUACGCCCAGCAGUGUGUCCUCUCUCCAGAGCAGAGCAGUUCAGGUUGUAAUUCAGUAUCCCAGAAAAGACAUACUGUAACAUCUGAGCCUUGCUUAAGUGGGUUUUUGAUUUCUGAGUACAUAUGAGUGAGGUCAUCUUGUUGCAUUUAACAGUUUGCCAAAUGUAAAUGAACAUUCUUGUACUGAUGUAAACAAUGAUUUUCAUUUAAAAACUGCUAUUGAAGACCAUUAAUAAAACCUAGGUUGGCCUACCAUUUGAAAUCACAACUGAACAGUUCUUUUAUGCUGAUGAAGCCCUCUAUAAAGAAUGGAGCAGAUGAGAGCUUCUGGAGACCUGCUGCUUAGCACUGCUUAACAAACAAGAGCAUUCUCCAUGACUGGACACCAGAGGUCGCUCUGAUACCAUUGUUGAGUGUAAAAGAGAGGCGUUGAAGGAAAUAAAAUGAGUGACACUGAAACAUGGUGGUGUUAUGCAUAUGAUGUAUCUCUUUAUGCUCACAAAUAUUAUUAAAUGAGUUACUGAGCAUUAUGUCUGUUAGAAUUUUAAGUGGUUUGUGUAGUAAAUGCACAGAUCUUUUAGAACUGUGCUUUUUUAAGUUGCUUCAACUUGAAUCAAAUACUAGAAACUGACAGGCUGGUAAGUUGGUUCAGGGUUGGAGCUGAACUCUGCUGGACAGUGGCCCUCAAGAGCCAGAGUUCCAGAACACUGCUGGGUUUUAUGUUUAAAAUGUUUGUUUUCAUGCUAUGAUUUUGAAUUUUUUUAAAAUGCCGGUCUGACAAGUUGUUUAACAGUUAAAUGUGCUGCAAGAGAUUUUAGCAAUUUUAGUAUCUCAAUGCACAAACUCUUGAAAACCUGUAUAGGCCUAUAUGUCAGUUCACUACACACUGACAGCGCCCUUGAAGUUCAGGAUAUCCUAUUCAUUAUGAAAGAAUCCAUUAAAAACAAUUAAAAGGUUCUUUUAUAUGGCUUUAAAGGGGUCAUAUGAUGUUGAUAAAAAGAACAUUAUUUUGU